Gamsiella multidivaricata is the source of this 1074-nucleotide messenger RNA. RefSeq lists its product as uncharacterized. The coding region runs from base 159 to 653 and encodes 164 amino acids. The record is from RefSeq and is a predicted model, not a curated record. The transcript is spliced from 2 exons. Gene Ontology annotation, biological process: proteasome assembly. NCBI's taxonomy places the organism in Eukaryota, Fungi, Mortierellomycota, Mortierellomycetes, Mortierellales, Mortierellaceae.
CUCUUUUCACCCCAUCGGAUACUUUUUUCCCCGGGCCAGGCUGUGCUCUUUCAUCCAGCCUUUCUUUGAGUGUGACUGACUUGCUUGUCACCAAACGAUCUUCGCGCCACCAGAAACUGAUCGCGUCUCCAUCUUCACAUCCCUCGAACCACCCGGCAAUGGACACCCACAGCAGCAGCAGCAACGCCGCAUUUCCACUGAGUAAUAAGCAGGCAGCGCGGAUAGUCCAGGGCAGGCACACCGAGGUCCUCGUCACCUCCUUUGUCGACAAGAUCCUCAUCCUCGUCAGUCAGUAUGGCAAAGUCGGCAGUGUGAUACAUACGGCAGUGGACCAGCAGACUCUGGCACCCAACACAACGACAUCCUCCUCAGACCUUGUUUCGACAUCUUCGACCUUCUUGUUGGGAGCGGGAUCUUCGGUCUCGAAAAAGACACAGCUCUACAACGUCUACGCCUCACACAUAUCCCAGAUGAUCCAUCAUCAGAACCCCGCCGAAACACGAUCGGUGAUCCUUUCCCUAGCCUUAGCGGUCCAGGAACCAGAUUUGGAACGGAGUCCCACUCUGGAAGAGGAGCAGGACCAGCGCAGACAGGACCGAGAUCUGUUUGAGAACGUGAUCGAGUUGAUCAACGAAUGCAGUGUGUGGAAUUAACUUAUCAGGCACUGUUGAGCGUUAGUAUAUCGACAUGCGUGCAGGGUCAGUUCAACAAACCAACCGACCAGAAAACAAAGAUGCCCUCCCCCUUGAUCUUUGAUUCGCCUCCUCGCUCUUCCCGCUUUCAGAAAAAGAAAAAAAAAAAACGACGACGACGACGACGACGACGGCGACAACACGGUCAUCAGUCAAGCAGCCCGGCAUUAGACCUGCAACAGCAGCACGGACGAAGGAGACAACGAAGAGGGAAGAGGACUUUGCAACGCCAGUUAGCGAGGGCUAAGAAAGCAUACCAUGUACCAUACCCUCAAUCAUGUGUGAACAAUCCAAGCAAAAAAAGUAAAAAGAAGGGGGUACAAGUAAUAAUGCAUCUGGAGGUAAACCAAAGGCCAACCCUGCAAUAAAAUAAAAAAUGCGC